Molecule: messenger RNA, 6021 nt
Organism: Branchiostoma floridae (Florida lancelet)
Lineage: Eukaryota; Metazoa; Chordata; Leptocardii; Amphioxiformes; Branchiostomatidae
Product: serine/threonine-protein kinase D1-like
Exons: 18
Coding region: 278-2236 (652 amino acids)
Biological process (GO): protein phosphorylation
Molecular function (GO): ATP binding; protein serine/threonine kinase activity
Source: RefSeq, a predicted model, not a curated record
AAUGAGAUGAUCAUGAAGGGAAGAGAGGUGUUCCCUGCUGAUGGCAGGUGAUUAGGCAGUCUGCCCUCUCAUCCAUGUAACCAUUUCAUCUUCAUGGCAGCAGCAGAAAGAUGCAGACAGCACCCACAGUCUGCCCGUGUCCAUUGACAGUGAAGGCAAACUGCUGCCUCCAGAAUCACCUAAGUCUUCAUAUUCACCAAAGUUUCCUCGUUCACCACGAUUUGGUCGAUCACGAUCGCCCAGUCCAAAAAAUGUGGGCUCCUCACAGAAUGAAAAGAUGUACGGGCCACGAGACAAGCGAUCCACAUCCUGGAGUGGCCGUCCCAUAUGGAUAGAAAGAGCUGUGGCCGGAAGGAUCAGAGUUCCACAUACACUACAGGUCCACACCUACACCAAGCCCACCAUUUGUCAGUACUGCAAGAAGUUGCUAAAGGGGCUUUUCAGACAAGGACUCCAGUGCAAAGAUUGUAAGUUUAACGUCCAUAAGAAGUGUGCCCCUAAACUGCCAAAAGACUGCACUGGAGAGGUAGCAUUCCAUCGAGGUAGGAGGGAUGAUGAGUUGGAGCUUGGUGCAGAGAACAGCACUGUGUCAGAGGAGGGGGAAGAAAAUGAGAGUGAGAUAGACUUUGAUGAGAUCUCUACAGAGAAGAGUGAAAAUGAUGAGAGCUCACAGGAGCAGGAGGAGGGAGUGGAUCAGGACAGAGCCGCCCUACUCAGCCCUGUGAUGAGUAACAACAUUCCACUGCAGAGGAUAGUGCAGUCUGUCAAACAUACCAAGCGUCGCAGCAGCAAAGUUCUGAAGGAGGGAUGGAUGGUCCACUUCACCAACAAGGACAACAUGCGUAAGAGACACUACUGGCGUCUAGACACCAAGUCAUUGACCUUUUUUCAGAGUGAUGUAGGGAGUAAAUAUUACAAGGACAUUCCUCUGGCAGAGAUUCUGAGAGUGCAGGCAGCCCAGCAGGAGCGCUCAUUCGAAGGGGGCCGUGGAGCCCACUGCUUUGAGAUUGUGUCUGCCAAUGUUGUGUACUAUGUGGGGGAGAAACGUGUGGAUGGGGAGGUCCCUACAGUGGACCCUGAGAGUGGGGUGGGGGCAGCUGUGUCAAAGAUGUGGGAGAUGGCCAUUCGACAAGCCCUGAUGCCAGUCACCCCACAGGCUAGCACAGCAAGCACCACAAGCAUCACUAGUCACACACUGAAUGACCCUGACCAGACCAAUGAUCCCAUGGAUGGCAACCUUGACAUCAGCCAGCAAUACCAGAUCUUUGCUGAUGAUAUCUUGGGCUCUGGCCAGUUUGGAGUGGUUUAUGGAGGUGUGCACAGAAAAUCAGGUCGUCAGGUGGCAAUCAAGGUGAUUGAUAAGCUGCGCUUUCCCACUAAGCAAGAAACACAGCUCAAGAAUGAAGUGUCCAUACUCAGAAGCAUUAAUCACCCAGGCAUAGUCCGUCUGGAGCGGAUGUUUGAGACCCCUGAGCGGGUGUUUGUUGUCAUGGAGAAGCUGAAGGGAGACAUGCUGGAGAUGAUCCUGUCCAGUCAGAAGGGCCGUCUGAACGAACGUGUCACCAAAUUCCUGGUCACUCAGAUUCUCGUGGCACUAAAGUAUCUGCAUUCAAAGAACAUUGUGCACUGUGACCUGAAGCCAGAGAAUGUGCUUCUGUCCUCCGAUAACGCUUUUCCUCAGGUGAAGUUGUGUGACUUUGGCUUUGCCAGAAUCAUUGGUGAGAAGUCCUUCAGAAGAUCAGUUGUGGGGACUCCUGCAUAUCUGGCCCCAGAAGUGUUGAGAAACAAGGGUUACAACCGGUCACUGGACAUGUGGUCUGUAGGUGUCAUCAUCUAUGUCAGCUUGAGUGGUACCUUCCCCUUCAACGAGGAUGAAGACAUCAAUGAUCAGAUCCAGAACGCUGCCUUUAUGUUCCCACCAAACCCAUGGAAGGAGAUCUCUGAUGAAGGUAGCGUCGGAUCAGCUGUUGACCUGAUUACAAACCUGCUGCAAGUAAAGAUGAGAAGACGUUUCACUGCCGACAAAUGCCUGGCACACAUCUGGCUACAGGACUUCUACACCUGGUGUGACCUGCGAGAGCUUGAGGGCCAGGUGGGCAGCAGGUACCUGACACAUGAGAGUGAUGAUGCCCGAUGGGAAGCCUACCGCAGAGAACAUGUGGAAGGCAAGAAGGGAGACAAGCACAAGAAGCACUACAGUCCACAGAUCUUGAGAGAACGUGUCAGCGCGUUGUGAGACUACAAUCAUCAUUACAAGGAGCCAGUGACAACAGCAUAGCUGACAUUUCCCAAGGCCAAUGUCUUGCCUUUUUUACUUGUUUUUACCAUUCAAUCUGCAUCUUAGAUGCUGUUGAUUUCAAAAAGUUUUUUUCAGGAGAAUUUUAUAAGACAUAUUCCUCUCCAGGGCUCCUUUCUAUUGUAGUUUCCAGCCAUACAACACCGCAAGGCUGACAGUACUUACAUCAGUAUUUAUUGCUAAACCAUAUGAAUCAAUAGAAGUGCACUGUGCACUGAAAGCUUGGUUUGAUUUUAACAAGGACAUCUUGUAAACCCAUCGAACUGAGAGAUAUUAAAAUAUUGACAAGCAAGUUUUUUUUUUACUUUACUGAUUUUCCCUUGUUUACUUUGAGUUUUUGUUGAGAUUGUUGUUGACAUAGUAAUAUAAGGUACCAGUACCUGUCCUUAGAAUGUUUGUAUGUUCCUCUGACAGAGUUGUGUGUUAUUUAUCUAAUGACCAACAUGUGGUCAUUCACAUGAUAAGAUUUGAUACUAGUUGUCUGCCACUAAUUACAACACUCUAGACCACUAGUGUUUCUAAAGAACCAAGGCUUACCUUUGUGUUACCUGGCAUUCAACAAGGUAACGGUGAAGUCAGAACACUGCAGAUUCAUUAUCAAUAUCACAAUGAGCUUUUAACAAAAUAAGUGACUGAGGACAAGUUUUAGAAGAUGUGGAUGUAAUGAUUGUGAUCAGUUUGACUCUGUAAAAUGGGUAACUGAAGGUUUCAUCAGACUGGUUGGCUGAAUGGUUGGUUGAUGGCAUUGUGAACAUACAUAAUGAUCGUAAACAUGCAUGUCACAACUAUCUGAGCCAUGUAAUUUAAAAAAAUGAAAGGUCUCAGUGUUUCUGAGUGUUACUUUCAAAAUCUAUCAUGGCUAGUAUGAUGACUACUCCUGAAUAACUUUUGUGGUUGUAUCUAUUUGGAUUUCCUUGUACCUGGUUGUAGUUGUUUUGAUUCUGGGAAUGAUUUCUUAACAUUCAUCAAACAUUAAUUCUAAUGGUGCUUUGAAAGCUAAGUCAUGGACUCAACAAACAGUAAUACCAUUGUAGGAUAUGAAUACCAGACCUGGGUUACUCAGACACUCAAGUAACUAGUCAUUUUUGGUUAGUGAUUAACCAGAUUUAUGCUAUAAAAAACUAAGAGUUCUUCCAUUUUACAAAAACAGUUUUGUCACAUGUGUGGUCCAACGUUUUUUUUUUAUUCGAACUGAUCUGUAGUCUGCAUAAACCAAGCACUGAGAAGGAACAUCAUACAUUCCAAAGUCAUCAUGUCUAUAUUACAAUCGUACAUUUCUUUGCUAGGGCAAAGAAUCUUGCUGGUAUUGCAAUACAUUUGUCAUUCUAGGGACAGAACUGGCUCACUAGAUUUCCACAUUUAAUUUAAAGGUAUUGUCAUGAGUUGCAGUGACCUGAAUAAAUGUUAUAAAUGGUUUUGUUCAGGUAAAUAAGCAAAAACAAGAGCAAGUAGAUUAACUGCGAAGUUCCAACCCUAAUCCCAGCUUUUGCCUUGACAUGAUGUAGACUGAUGAUAUAUUGUACAAGACCAGUUGUUCUCUGCUGGUGCAGGUGAACUUAUCAUUCUCUGAGUAACCCAAGUCUGGAUCCCCGUUUAACCUAUAUUAAAUUAUUUUCUGACCAGAUCUAAACUGGGCUGGAACCUUAUAUAGGCACAACGAAACUUAAACAUUGCAACCAAUAGAGAAGCUGGCCUUCUGUUAUGUGCUACCCUAUGUAGGACUGCAUAAUAGUGAUAUUGUCAGCAAUGCAACAAACUUGGUUAAUUGUAACAGAAGUCAAGAAUUGGGACCUACAGGGAGUAUCAUCUUUGAGAAGAAUAUUUCAUGUUCCCAUUGUUGUCAGUCUAUUAGAAAUGGCCAUUUUGUGUAGUCCAAUCCAAAGCCUCUAAAAUCAGUGGGAGAAUGACUCAUAUUGGCCUAGUUCAGGCCAAUCAGAAGAUAAAGUAACACACAUAUGCUGAAGUUACCAAGCAUGGUGUGAAGAAUUCAGGAUCAGGAUGUUUUCCAAAUUAAGAACAAUUGUGAUAACCAUGUAUGUGUGACUGAUGGAACAGAAAGAAACUGUGUGCCAUUGUAGUGGUCUAUCAGCAUUUAAAUCAUGGAAUACAUGAACAGUGCAGAAAAAGUUGAGCUAUAUCAUCCAUAUCAUUGAUGGACACAAAAUGAUGCUUUGUUUUUCAAGUAAGUAACAGUAAACUGACUACCAUUCCAUAGACAUCUUAAGUCAAGCUAAGAACGCUGGACUUCCAUUUUGUAGGUCCUCUUACUUGACAUGGCGUUGUAUCAUGAACUGGUAUUGUUUGUAGUUGCCAAAUGUGUGCAUUACUUCGUGUGUAUGAAGUUUCUCCAUUAGACCCUCUGGACAACUGAAGACUCGAGAUAUUGAUGUUUUAAAUGUUGGCAUUGACAUAAGAACUUAAAACUGAUUGUCACUGUUAAAAAGUAGCAAGAUUGUUCAACAUUACUGUUGUUGACAACUUGAUCCUGCAUGCUAUUAUCAGUAUGUAUUACUGUUCUGUAUAUAUAAAGUGGUGACUACAAGAAACAAUCUACAACAGAGCUUAUCAAUGUUGGAAAAUUGGUCAAAGUCACUACAAAAGGUAUUGUGUGGAUAUAUUGUGGUCUAUAAUGCAGAGAUUUCAGCAUUUCUAAGUCAUAUGGUGUUCAUUUCCAAACUGUCAUGAGCUUUUCAUUCUGUUGCAUUUAUUAUUGAAAGAAAAAGUGCACACUGCUUUGAAUGAUACUUGUUAAGAUGUGUUGCAUUUCUGUUAUUGGUCAAUGGAAAAUGGCUACAAAUCAUGCUCUGUUCAGAACUUUACCCCGGUAAACACAAAAGUUAUGAAGCUAUACAUAAUACAUGUAUAAGUACAGUGGAAGAACUUUGCUUAAUUCUCUGGACAAAAUACAAAUGAUAUAGAUGAAGACUUUUUUUACAAGGCAGGUCAAAAAAUGCAGAAAUAAGCUAUUGGAUUUUUUUGACAAUGGCAUUUUAGUCCCAGUUCUUUUGAGUUUUAUAUAAAAUUUUGAUAUCACAUAUAUGAACAAAAGUUUUUAAAACAUUUUCAAAGAUGAAAAUUACUAUGGUGUUAGAGUUGUAUUCUGGUGACUGACCAGGAUUGUUGUAUUUGCUAGAUAUGUUGCUUCAUGCCUGGAUACUUAAGCUUGAAAGGUACUGGAUCUUGUCUUAACUGGCUCUACACUUCGUAUGGCAUUCCGGUGUAGAAGCAAUAAGAGGGAAUGACAAUGAAGGAUCAUGAAUGGGUUCAAGCAAAAUGGAAACAAAUUACAUACAUGGCCAUCAUCAUGCAUGGCCAUUGCUCAUGAAAAAAUUACACUUCGACAUUUUUUAAUCUACACCAGAAGUUUGGUGAAAAGUUUAUCAGGUUUUGGUUCAACUCCUCUAUCUUUCUCUUUAUGUAGAAAUUGUGAUCAGUAGUUGCAAAUGGUCUAGAAAAGAGGACUUUGUUGUCUAGUUUUAGUAUGUUUAUGUACUUCAGUGUAUUUGCUAAGUUAUUGCUGUAAGCUAAGCCAUGAUAAAGAGGCCUAAGCAUAGGUGAUAGGUUUAAUUUGAACAAUCAUUGUUUUGCGUACAGAAAACUGUAUUGUACAAAGUGCAAGACAUUCUUAUACCUUAUGGUGAGAUAUUUGUAAAAGUAGUAUGUGCCAAAGAAGUUUUGUGCUUGCCAUAGAAACACACUGUACUCAUGGUAGCAGGCUAUAAUUA